CCGAUGACGUCGUCGGCUAAAAAAGAGACGCGAAGUGACAACAAUCGUUUUUUUUUUUAAAUCAUCGGUGAAACGGCGACGCGAAGUGGAGUUCACGUGUUCAAAUCGUCGCAGUGAAAGUUUAAAAAAAAAAAGAGAGAAAAAAAAAAGAUGCCGUUCCACUCCGGGCGUGACGUCACUUCCGGGGAUCGCGCCCAUCCCUUUGGAAGAAAAGAAGAAGUUGAGGAAGAAAAGUGACGGAGAUGCAGAAGUAAAAGUGGAAUAUUUGUUGGCGCAGCAGGACGAGAUCACACCGACAAGUCAGUCAUAAUCAUGCCACUCCACAAAUCCUCAAGCCGGGCGUCCCGCUUGGACCCCACCAUGAUCUCGGCCCCGCUGGGCGACUUCCGCCACACCAUGCACAUCGGCAGAGGCGGCGACGCCUUCGGGGACACCUCCUUCCUGUCCACGCUGGGCCCCAGCCCGCCCACCUCCGACCCGGCGCCGGCGCCCGUAGACCACGUGACCUUCUACCAAGACCCGCCAACAAGCGAGGACCCCGAGUACUGCGAGUCGGCGUCGUCCUUCGCCUUGGACUUGGAUCUGGACCUGGGUCCUUCCAUGCUGGGGGACGUGCUGGGCGUGAUGGACGGACUGGGCCUGGACACGUUCCGGCCCGAAGGCGACCCGUCGUCUCCCGUCAAACCCCAGCACCACAAUCUGCCCAACGGGACCGGCGAGAACCAGACGGGCGACGGCGGAAUCAAAGCCAAGCGACCCAAAGUCAGAUUCAGCGACAAGCGGGACGAGAUCAUACGCCGGCCCUCCGAGGAAGACCAGGGUCAGGACUUCCAGGACCAGGAGCCCGUGGAGAGUCCCAGCCCCCCUGAGGAGGCUCCGCCCAGCCCCGCCACGUCUCACGGCUCCGACUGCGACGCGCUGGACAGGAGGAGGCCCAGGAACGGCCAAUCAGAGACGGACUCAGAGGACGAGGAGGAAGGGGGGCGGGGCUACACCUUCGAAGACGAGUUCGACGACGAGAUCGGCCUAUAGGAGGGCGGGGCCACAGUUUGGCAACGGUCAUGUGACGCGACUCUGGAAGCGGGAAGAAAACCUUUUUAUCUGACAAAUACACCAAAGACCCCAUGAUGUUGUUGACCGUUUAUGUUGACAUGUUAUUAUCUCGAUCAUUUAUUUGUGGCGGCCCCACAGGAACGAUGCUGGAGCGCCACAAGUACAUGUGGUGUGUUCGCCCUGGCUCAUAGACAUUUUUAACGCACCUGCUCUGCUAGAGCAAAAGAUGGGACCGUUUAUGUUGACAUGUUAUCUCAAUCAUUUAUUUGUGGCGGCCCCGCAGGAACGAUGCUGGAGCGCCACAAGUACAUGUGGUGUGUUCGCCCUUGCUCAUAAAGACAUUUUUAACGCACCUGCUCUGCUAGAGCAAAAGAUGGGACCGUUUAUGUUGACAUGUUAUUAUCUCAAUCAUUUAUUUGUGGCGGCCCCGCAGUAAUGAUGCUGGAGCGCCACAAGUACAUGUGGUGUGUUCUCCCUGGCUCAAAGACAUUUUAACACACCUGCUCUGCCAGAGCAUAAGACAAAAUAUGGGACUGUUUAUGUUGACCUGUUAUCUCAAUCAUUUAUUUGUGGCGGCCCCCCAGGAACGAUGCUGGAGCGCCACAAGUACAUGUGGUGUGUUCGCCCUGUCUCAUAAAGACAAGUUAACGCACCUUCUCUGCCAAAGCAAAAGAUGGGACCGUUUAU
Molecule: messenger RNA, 1740 nt
Organism: Entelurus aequoreus (snake pipefish)
Lineage: Eukaryota; Metazoa; Chordata; Actinopteri; Syngnathiformes; Syngnathidae
Gene: cdc42ep5
Product: CDC42 effector protein (Rho GTPase binding) 5
Exons: 2
Coding region: 313-1032 (239 amino acids)
Source: RefSeq, a predicted model, not a curated record